Molecule: messenger RNA, 4239 nt
Organism: Guillardia theta CCMP2712
Lineage: Eukaryota; Cryptophyceae; Pyrenomonadales; Geminigeraceae
Exons: 7
Coding region: 1-4239 (1412 amino acids)
Biological process (GO): DNA replication initiation; mitotic G2 DNA damage checkpoint signaling; mitotic DNA replication checkpoint signaling
Source: RefSeq, a predicted model, not a curated record
AUGAUAGCGACUUUAGGAUCGUGCUUGACGUCGGAAGAAGUAAUAAGAGCAUGCCAUGUGCUUGAUUGCCUAGGGAUACCCCAGGUCAAGAUUGCCAGUCACAAAGUCAUCAUCAGAGACAAGUAUGAAACGCCGACCAGCAGCCUCGUCGUUGUUUCUUCGGGCGACAUGCAGGCUGCUAAUAGGUUCCGAAGGAGGGUUCUCAAGGAACUGACACAGCUAUCGCGGGAAUCUAAGUUGAUGGAUAGACUUGUGAUUCUGGGGAUAGAAUAUUUGGAGCACUGCUUCUCAUGCGGCAAAGGGAUUCCUGAUAUGGUUGAUCCCGGCUGCCGCAUGCAUUUAACUUCAACACUUUACGGGUGGAAUGUUGCGUAUGCAACAGAUGCCAACAGCGAUAAAGAGAUUGAGGAUGUAUGCAUGAUGGUCAAUGCCAUGGGAGGAGAUUAUCAGAACGAGAUCGAAGAAAAGACCAGGGUAAUCAUUCUAUCACCUUCAAUCUUGACUGCAGAGAAUAUGGAGAAGAGUAUACUGGGCACACGAUUGAUGAAUUGUGUAAACGGAGAUGCGGAGAUUUCAGUGGUUAACCUUUCCUGGUUGCAAAGUUGCUGGAAACUGCGCACAUUGCAAAAACCGUGGGAUCAUCGAUUCAGACUGCUGGAUGGGCAUACAAUAUGUUCAACAGGACAAGGGCCAAACGGAAAGCAGACUCUCAAAAGAGCGGCAGAAAUAUGCGGGGCGACAUGGUCGGAUCAUCUGGAUACUACAUGCACUGUCUUGAUCGCGACCAAUGCGCACGGAGACAAGUUUGAGUAUGCUCAACGCAAGAGGAUCCCUGUCGUCAAGGAGAGAUGGCUGUGGGAUUGUAUCAAGUUCUUUUGCGUCAAGCGGCUGGAUCACGAAGAAUACAAGCCCGACUCAAAUCGGAACGACGAAUUCAUUGUUGCAGUGACGUCUCAAUAUAUAGACACGGCAGAUAACAAAUCAGCAGCUCUCGCGUUUGACAGGAACAAACGUCCAGUUCGAAGCAACAUGAAGGGAUCGAGAAGUUUGCUAAAUGUUCAGGCGAGCAGUCUUUUGCUGAAUGAGUGGCCAACCAAAUGCAAACUUUCUGUGCGAUGGGCGGAUAAUCUUGAAUCCGUGCAUUCCUUUUCAGAAGAUCCGCUUGAUGGUCAGACAACAGAAGAUCCACUUGCCAAGAUUGAAACGAGCGACGUCAUGGGAUCCUAUGAUGCGGAUUCCUCAACGAAGAUUGCUGACAAAGAGUUGAAAUCAGCCCGAUCAAAGUGUGAAGUCAACAAUGCUGUACAGAACAACAAUCAUAAGCACACUUCUACCGUGGAUAACAAAGUCUUGUCGCGUCGGAAUCGGGGUGCUUUUCUCGCGCAGAUCUGUGGUCAAAAUGAGGUGCGCUCCGACAUGCGUACGUCUGUUGCGGCAGAUGUAACGGUUGCAGAGAACUUGAAUGAUGGAAACCGUAAGAGUGAGAGUGAACGUGAACCUUCAGCAGUCUGUCAGUCUGCGGGUGAAAGAAGGGCUUUGCAGGAGGAGGUUGUGGAUGAUCCUCCAAAAUUCACCUGCGACGACAGGGACGAUGAAAAUGCUCCUUCCUCAAUCGCUAUGAAAGAUGAAAUGUCGGAAGAGCUUCACUUGGAUGUGGAUGGCCAUGAUGUGGAGUACAGAGCUGAUGAUUCUAGAGGAAAACCCUUCAGUGGAGUUGAAUCAAGCCACCCCUCGCACCACAAGUGCAGGUCGCAGAGCAGAGACUCUGAAUUCGCAGCGCGACGAAUGGAGAGUGCAUUUGCUAUCUGCAGGAAACGUGACGUCACAGCCACAAUCAAAAUCGCAGAGCUCGAUGUCAAAUUACCCGGGCCUUCAAAUCCUGAGCGCCACAAAGUCAGACAACAUGAAGCAAAGGAACAGGAUUCAAUCUUAGAAAUCUCAAAAGCAGAGGAUGGAGUCGGCCAGCUGGGAGACGACAUGGCUUCCAGCACGCCCUCCAAGGACGAGGGGAGUGUCGGAGAGGGAGGCAUGAACCAGGAGGCAGAGGUGGUCGCGACCACGGCAGGAGGCAGACAAGACAAGGAAGAUACGGUCAACGAACAGGCAUUGGAGGAAGGAGCGACUACGGCAGGAGAGGCAUCAUGCGACGGACAGGCAGACGAAGAGGAUGUAAGGGAGGAGGUUUCAAGUCCACCAAAACGAUCCAAGAGAAGAUCGUACAGGGGCAGGAGCUCAGCGUACACAAGAAGCAGACGCGGGGCAAAUCAACCCAAGGAAGACGCUGAGGCUUGUGUAGAUCUGACGGGCUCUUGCUCAGACAUCCCUGAAACAGCAGAGGAUGGAGUCGGCCAGCUGGGAGACGACAUGGCUUCCAGCACGCCCUCCAAGGACGAGGGGAGUGUCGGAGAGGGAGGCAUGAACCAGGAGGCAGAGGUGGUCGCGACGGCAGUGGCGGUGGCGGCGAAGGAGGAUGUGAUGCAGCUAGGACAAGAGCAGGAAGGAGCGACGAUGGCAGGAUAUGGAGCAGAGGAGCUGGUGAGAUCUGAUGGACAAGAAUCAGAGGAGAGAGGAGGAAUGGCGGAUACUGCGGAGUCAGAGGAUGGGACAACGACGGCGGGAGUGGGAGCAGGGCAGGAGGUGGAGAAUGCGGAAGAGGGGAAGGAGGAGGGAGAGAGGAUGCUGGAACAGGAAGCAGCACCAGAGGAGGCGACGGGUAUAGGAGAGGGAUUGGAGGAGUUGACACAGGAGGGACAAGUAGUAGAGGAGGGAGGGUCGAUGGCGGAGGAGGGAGCCGGGCAAAGGGCUGAUGAUGCGGCUGCUGAGGAGAUGUCGAGCCCGCAGAAGCGAUUCAAGAGUUGCUCAUAUGCCAUGGCGAUCAUCUCGCAAGACUCAGCUGGCGGGUCUGCUGUACCGCCAGGUCCUGCGAGCGCUUCAGCUGUUGGCAGCUUGAAGGCCAGCAAGGGGACAAGUCGCAAGGCUCCAGCCAAGCCAGCUAGGGCCAACUAUGUGCUUCUCAAUACGCAGGUCAUUGGAUUUGAGAUGUUUCAACCGUUACAUGGCCGGAAGCCACGGACUUCGGUCGCACAACCGACGCAGUUGCAGCCGUUGACUUCAACUUUGACAUCGAAUUCCACUCAGCCGUCGAGCUCAGGCGGCUUGAACGUGCCGACUGCUGCCCAGCCCGCUGUGAAGAAACGCAGGAGGGCACGAAGAACUCCUCAGCUCCCGUCCCUGGCUGAGCCGCUGGAGGAGAAGGUGACGCCUGUCGGGUCUCGCUAUCAGACUUGCGCAACCCCAGACUCAAUCACUCCAGAGUUUCAUUUGGCUACUAACGCCCUUCGCCAACUCGAUUUCCCUGACGGGAUCUCAGGUGUAGCUAUGAAGCUUCAGUUCCCCGAGAUGUCUCCAGGAAUGCCAAACUCUCGCCAGCCGCUGCUAUCUUCAACUCCCCAACGCGGCCUCGGUGGUAUGUGCGACAUGUCAGGCUCUUUUGCUGGGCCGGCAGCUCAUACCCGAGAUGCACAUGGCAUCCAAACUCUGGCCCAGCCAUCCUUGACCCUCCAGCCAUCUCUCAGCUCUUCGAUGGCGUCUCAGCCUCUUUACCCUCCCCAGUCUGCCUUUCCAGCUCAAAGCCCUUUCUCAGCUCAGGCUCCUGUUCCUCCUCAAAAUUCUUUCUCAGCUCAGCCCACUUUUUCUUCGCAUUCUUCUUUCGGCUGCCAGUCUGAUCUUUCGGCUCAAUCAUUUUUCCCAACUCAGGCUGGUUUUCCUGCACAACAAGGGUUUGCUGGUUCAUCUACCCCUUUCCAGGCUCAGCAUCAGCCGACGUUCGCAACCUCCAACACAGUUUUCCAACCUCACAACCCCUUCCCAGCUCUGUCUCAAUCAGCCUUGGCGACUCCGGUCAACAAGCCCUUCACCUUCCAACCAGCUGCCGCCGAGUUCAUCAGCUCGCAAGAUCUUGUCUCGCCGCUAGCUCAGAGUGACUUCAACUUGCAGCAGGGACACUCGUACGGGUUCCCGUCCUACCCUGGGAGCUUGAUGGCCAGUCAGCAGAUGCCCUAUGGCUCCUUCGCCGCAGCUCCUCCGGUGGCCUCGCAGGACUGGAGCCAUGGCGGAGGAAUGACGAGCUGGGGGCAGAGCAUGGACGCGUUCAGGCAGGGAGGGGUUCAGCAGCAGCCCAGCUGUGUGAAUGGUUCUAGCAUCGGGUUUCUUCGUAGGGAGCCAAUGGGAUGGGGAUGA